Messenger RNA from Xylaria bambusicola, 1232 nucleotides. RefSeq lists its product as uncharacterized. The record is from RefSeq and is a predicted model, not a curated record. Lineage: Eukaryota; Fungi; Ascomycota; Sordariomycetes; Xylariales; Xylariaceae. The transcript has a single exon. Bases 445 to 1035 code for a protein of 196 amino acids.
GGCAUGGUUGUACUGUGCUGACUUCUAUUUAAUUAUUGAACAUCUGCAGAAAACUAGAUCACGCCACGUAUAACCACAUGCUGUUGAAACCCGACGUCUAGAAUGAGCGGUAAAGUCUAUACGAGGAUUGUACGCCUAUCGCACAGCAUUAUACGGGUCUUGGCUUUCUCUAUGGAGGAAGUCUCAAUUUAACCGACGCUGGUAGCGAUGCAUGAGGGUGAUCCAGAGCUGUGUACGAAUCCUCCUAGGUGAUGCAAUGUCACGGUGCUACCUGGGUUGCUCAAACUCAGGUCGCAUCUCUCUUGGGAAUCGAAAGUAUUAAACCCCCGAGAAGUUCCUCUUGCCCUCAAUUGUGCCUGUCAACUGUAGCCUGGGUUGUCCGCGGGAUAUACCUACAUCGUCAUAUUCGUAUGCUUUCAGUUGCCGCUUGGAGACUUCUUCAUCAUGCAGAUCCGUCGCUAUCUUCAAGUGCUGGGAUUGGCUAUUCCCCUAUUCGCUGCCUCCGCGUUCGGAAGAUUCUCAGUCACGUCUUUGAACACAUGGUCACCCUCGGGUCGGCCUGGCAGUAGCCCUGAUUAUUACAUCCACGCGAACAUCACGGACCCAGACCCAACCAAAGACGUGUCAGAUGCCGACGGCGCACAAGUAUACUGCGCAUUAGCUUGGCAAUGGCCAGAUAUACCAUAUAAUCAGAUAUUGGACUGCGAGAUAUCCGAUGCGAGGGGUUCGGUGAGCUGGGCUUGGUCGAUUGAACUCCUAAAGGCAACCGACGCCGAAAAUCCUUCUCCCACGACGAAUUUCUAUUUGCAUUGGAGAGCUAUAAACACAUCACAGCCCCAGGAUGAAGACGUGAUAGUCUACAGCGGCAUUGGCCAUUUCGAAGUGGGGGAGAAUAUGCAGGGUACAUGUGCUGCGAGUGGUUUUUGUUCAUGGGCUCUGAAGCAAGCAGAGAUUCCUGUCUUGAUUGACAUCACGACUGAGAAGUGUUCGGGCACAUUUGAUGAGGCCUUACACGGCUUGAAUUGUAGUGAAUAGGCAGCGUGAGAACAUCUACCGGAGGGCUUGAGCUGCUGGCGGGAGAUGGUUAAGUAAUCAUGUCGGUUCUUCGAGGAUUCUUAUGUGUUUAUCUAGUACGAAGCAAAAGAGCGAGGGAGAAAAAUACUGAUGAGUUGAUUUCUUUUCAAAUGACUUUUGAUCCCACACUGAUUCGUCUUAUCGCCUGCGCUCAUCUG